Paralichthys olivaceus (Japanese flounder) is the source of this 3985-nucleotide messenger RNA. RefSeq names its product tubulin tyrosine ligase-like family, member 11 (gene ttll11). Gene Ontology annotation, molecular function: tubulin-glutamic acid ligase activity; tubulin binding. Gene Ontology annotation, biological process: microtubule cytoskeleton organization; protein polyglutamylation. Lineage: Eukaryota; Metazoa; Chordata; Actinopteri; Pleuronectiformes; Paralichthyidae. The record is from RefSeq and is a predicted model, not a curated record. Gene Ontology annotation, cellular component: cilium.
GUCAGUGAAGGCAGCAUGUGCCGGGUUCAAAGCCCCUCAUGGAGGCUGCUCUGCCUCCUGCUGCUUAGCAACACACCGGGAUCAUAAUACAGGAGGCUGACAUCUGAACGACGCUGCUCUUUGUCAGAGAACACAAGAAGCUCCCGGCACCGGAAGGUAAAGUGUGUUGAAGGGUCGCCUCGGAACCGUAUGUUCGCUGAGAGAAGUUUGACAGGCGAACGUCAGGUGGAGCUCAGCAGCCAGCACCAGUGUUUAGCAUUAGCGGCUAAGUCAGCAGCAGCAGCUGGUGGGAGCCACAUUACAUCGUUGUUAGCUAGUAUUAGCUCUUUAGCCUGAGAUGUCAACCGGUGUCUCGCUAACUGUGGGCAUAUCACGGUUCUGAAUGACCUGCUCUUACCCUCCCCCAAGUUAGCAUUUUAAGCUAGAAAUGCGGACCACAUCGUCUCAGAUCAACGUUAGCCGGCCGGAGUUGGAUUGUAGCACUCUUGUGGUGCCGCCGUGCCCCGUCCAGCAUCUCGCACGAUGAGCGACCAUUAUGUCAAAGUCAAGGUUCAGCUCGAGCAGAUGAAAACACUGGGCGAGGACGCUGGGAGACAGGAGGGGGACGCCGAGGAGCAGCUGCCGGCGUCCUCCCCCGCUGCAUCCGUCUCCCCGGACCCCUCCAGCAUCAUCAGCACCUCCAUCGGCUCCAAACCCAGAGGCAAAGGUCGCACCAAGCAGGGGAAAGAUGUCAAGAACACCAGCCAACACGCCCCAGAUGUGUCCUCGCAUGGGUCUGUCGUCUCUGCUCAUGUGGGGAAAAACUCGAACAGGCUGGAGCAUGAUCCGAGCCUUCACAUCAAGGGAACUGGGAAGAUACUGCAGGGCAAGUCAGAGACUAAUGGGAACUGUGUGACCAACCAUGCUUCCAAGAACAUCCAAGAGACACGCCGUGAGGAUGGAUUCAAGCUGGCAAGGAGGAGAAGACCAGUGACCGUGGAUACGUCGAAAGCCAAAACCUCUUUGGAGGCACUGAAGAUCAGCAUCAAGCAGUUAAAGUGGAAAGAGUUUCCCUUGGGAAGACGGGCGGCCUGUGAUAUCUACUGGCACGGCGUCUCCUUCCACGAAAAUGAAAAUAUUGUCUCAGGGCAGGUGAACAAGUUUCCAGGGAUGAUUGAAAUGCUGAGGAAGAUCAACCUGAGUCGGGCUAUGAGGACGGUGCAGGAGCUCUUCCCAGAUGAGUACGAUUUCUAUCCCCGUUCCUGGAUCCUACCUGAGGAGUACCAGCAGUUCUGCACACAGAUUCGCAUGGUGAAGGAGAACGAUGCCACAGUGAAUCCAACCUUCAUUGUAAAGCCAGAUGGGGGUUCUCAGGGGGACGGCAUCUACCUCAUCCGUGAGCCCAGUGACUUAAAGCUCAUGGUAGGUUCACAGGCCAAACAGGGCGUGGUCCAGGAGUACAUCCAGAAGCCGCUACUCAUCGACAAGCUCAAGUUUGAUAUCCGCCUCUAUGUGCUGAUCAAGUCUCUGGAGCCAUUGGAGAUCUACAUUGCCAAGGAAGGCCUCACACGUUUUUGCACCGAGCCCUACCAGGAACCAAGCCAGAAGAACCUGAGCCAUGUCUUCAUGCACCUGACAAACUACUCCCUCAACGUCCACAGUGGAAACUUUGUCCACUCAGACAGCCAGAGCACCGGCAGCAAGCGGACUCUCUCCAGCGUCCUCUACAGGCUUGCAGCCAAAGGCGUAGACAUCAAGAAGGUGUGGUCGGACAUCAUCGCUCUCGUCAUCAAAACCAUCAUCGCCGUGGUGCCUGAACUUAAAGUUUAUUAUCAGGCUGAUAUACCACCGGGAAAACCAGGACCCACGUGCUUCCAGAUUUUAGGUUUUGACAUCCUGCUGAUGAAGAACCUGAAGCCAGUUUUAUUAGAGGUCAACUCCAACCCCAGUAUGAGGAUCGAACAUGAAAAAGAGGUGUCAUCAGGAGUGUUUGAAUAUGUUCCCAGUCCUGUGGAUGAAGAGGUCAAAGUGGGUGUGAUCAGGGACACUCUGCGCCUUAUGGAUCCUGGCCAUAAGAAACCAUCAGGCAAAAGUUCCCAACCGAGGGCUGGAGGGUUCGAACACAAGGAGGAGAUCCCCUUGGAGGCGGAGACGCAAGACAAGAGCUCGGACGAGGGAGCGCUGCCCUCGCUGUGUCUGAAGCAGGUCUACCCCAAGUACACCAAACAGUUCAACUACCUGCGGCUGGUGGAGCGGAUCGCAACUCUGUUCAUACGCUUCCUCGGUGUCAAGGGAAACAUGCGUCUGGGCCCCACAGCCUUCCGAACCUUCAUCAGGACCUGUAAACUGAGCAGCAGUAACUUCACCAUGGCGUCAGCGGACAUCUUCUACAUAGACAUCACACGUCGCUGGUCAGGAGCAACGACUGAUUCAAGAGAAGCAGGGAUGGGACUGCAAGCUUUUGUGGAAGCCUUUUUUUCACUGGCUGGUCGCAGGUUCAAAUCCCUGGUGCAGAGGGAGCAGGUACUGUCACUGCUAGUGCUGUGCGAGGCUCAGCUCGAGUCCCAGUCAGGAGGCGAAGACAGACGCUCGGUGAGCUGCAGCCGAGCGCUGCCACGAGCCGUCAAGACUCAGACACUCGGCAACCCUCAGCUCGGCUCCCCGGCUCCCCUCCGAAGGGCGGCCAGCCAGGACUACCGGCUACAUCAAAGACUCAAGCCUCGCACACUCAGGGCCAACGUGGAAAACUGACGAGAGAGAGCUUCAGCUCGUCAUCCAACUCCCAAACACCGCCUCUAGCCUUCUCCGCAGGAGCACGGAAAUUAGGCGUCCAACUGUCGUCAGCCGCUCCCGCAAGGGUGGGAUGAUGGGAGCCGAAAAAACGACUUGCUUGACCCCUGCUGGCUGACUUGCAGGAGGACUGUUCUCAGCCUGAUUGCUUUUUCCUCAGAGGGAGAAGAUGUCUGCAGGGGUUUUGCAGUGGAAAUAGAACGAGGGAUGUGAGGAGGUCGGUGCAUUUCUCUCUCCCCUCCUGGUGAGAUCGUAUAUGAAGAGUGGUCCGGUCAGGAGGGGGAUAUGGCUGCUUUUAAUGUUCUUACUGAUUCUACAGGGCAGCUACUCGCUUCCCCUCACCGCCGUUUGGUCAAACACACACACUGCGAACAGGAAACAGGAAGAACACUAGAUGCCCCACUUCAAUAGAUUAACACACAUCACACUUCAGUGAAUACAUAGGUGUAAGGGAGUGUCCUUAGUACGUGGAUUAUGUUCUUGAAUUUGCACAAAAAAUCUUUGAACUGUUACAUUUGCACAGAAAUGGAUGAGGGUGACUGAUGCGUGCGUGCGUGCGUGCGUGUGUGUGUGUGUGUUAGCCCAUUAGAGAUGAGUUAAGAGAAUAAUUAUUCAAAGGGAAAAGGCCACGUCACCACUCAUCCUGUGGAACCUCAGACCUUCAGAGAACAUGUUCCUUUAAGACGACUUCUCAUGGGGACGUCACUUUCUCAUUAGUAACUUCACAGAAUUAUAUUUCACACUUUAAACAGACGCAUUUUUUUUCAAGUGUCCGACAGCUUUUGUAAAAAAACACCUUGUCCAAAGUGAGAUGUGGCUGUCAGUUACACGAUGCCAACCAGAGAGGGCGCUGUUGCUUCAAAUUAUAAUCACUACAGGUACAGUUCAAAUAUUAAUGUUCAGUGUUUGUUUCUCAGAUUACUCACUUGUCACAUCCUGACUAAGAAUUAUUCGUGCUGUGUUACAAACAAAGACUGUAAAUAAAGAUAGACAAAGCAUCUCCACUUCCGCACUUAGAAUUGAAGCCAAAAUAUCCAGGAUACGAACGCUGCCAUCUUGCGCAGUUGGAGUCAGAGUCCAGCCCAUUAGUGAUCGUGGUAUCGAGGUCCAGUCAAUGCGCACGUUAAACCAAUAAUGAGUCUCAUCUGUCAAUCAGGAUGUUUCAGCCUGUUUUUAUCAAAUCAAAUACGUGAUUAAAACCAACACUUGAAUAUAA